This is a messenger RNA of Eremomyces bilateralis CBS 781.70, 5619 nucleotides long. RefSeq lists its product as uncharacterized. Bases 1 to 5619 code for a protein of 1872 amino acids. Gene Ontology annotation, biological process: phosphorelay signal transduction system; protein autophosphorylation. The transcript has 3 exons. Gene Ontology annotation, molecular function: histidine phosphotransfer kinase activity; protein binding; phosphorelay sensor kinase activity. The record is from RefSeq and is a predicted model, not a curated record. Lineage: Eukaryota; Fungi; Ascomycota; Dothideomycetes; Eremomycetales; Eremomycetaceae.
AUGGAAAUUGGAACAAGUGGAGAGGACGCCCCUGUGCCUGCAGGUGUCGAGAGGAUGGAGAGAUUGCGAGAAGAAGUCAACGCAAGCAUCUCGCUCAAUUCGCAACGUGCGAGGACGAGGCCAUCUCCAACGACGACCGCUCGCAAUCCUGCUGCUCUUGGUGCUCGAAGAAUUUCACCUAUCAAGGAAGAAGACUCGGUAACCUCGCUAUCGCCUUCACUCGAAGCCUCCUUCAAUACCCCCACGUCCCCGAAUCCACAAACAACAUCCACGGACUCGGCCGAUUCCACCAAAACUGUCCGUGGCAAUGUUCCUACAAGAACUCCGGCCUAUCCAUUCCCUUAUGUUCCAGGCGCUCCACUUCCUCGAUCCUCCUCCUUCCAACCCUUCACCGCAUUAUCCCCUUCAAGCUCGACCAAUCAACACGCUCGCACCCCUCGAGAAUAUCAAGUCUCCGAAUUCAGCACGCCCAUAGCGUCUCCCGCUACCUUCAUGCCUGGUGAGCAAGAUCAGGCUUCUACUGGUUCCAUUUGUCCACCGCCGAAUCUUUAUGAAUUAGUUCUUCGUUUGAACAAUGAUCCGGGCCUCGACCCAUUCUGGUCCAAUCUUACCAACAUCCUGCACGAUUCCUACGGCGCCCAGCGCGCAACCCUCGCCCUUCCGGCGGAUGCUGGUGAACUGGAGAAUGUACCUUGGGGGCAGAAAGCCUCUUACGACAAAUCCGGUCUUCACAAUGCUCAAAAUACGCAAGAUUCGUCCCAGACCAAACCCCAAUCAGAUCCUUCCCAUGGUCCCGACGAACAGCUUCAAUGGCGGCCCGUCGAAAUCCCUGAGAGACCCAACUUGGCGACACGACACUCAUAUGCUGGUUAUGAACGUGGCAAACGCACGGGACGCCCGGAUGAUGCUCGUGCAAGCGUGGCCCCGCGUCCAAAAGGUUUGAUGCGAAACGCAAGCCAGGCAUCGUAUCUCUCCUCAACCCACACCGACGUUUCUCAACAAUCCCGAAACGAUUCUCUGUCAUUCAGUGACAUGGACUUCUCGUCAACGGGUGAGGAAGUGCUACAAGAUCCGCACGCUCGAGUAUUUCCGAUCCUUCGCGCUCUAGAUCACGAAGUUGACCCCCUUAUCGACAGCUCCGGCGUCAACCGAGUUCUUGAGCAGGGCAAGCUCGUCGCCCUGACGAGAGACUACAGUCUUCACGAUGGUCAUUCCGAAGGACCAAGUAAAUCUUCUGGUGUACCAGGCGAAAGCAACUUGAGCGAUGCGUCGAGUCGGAGCUCUGGUGAGCAACCGCAGCCAAAGCGCAUGGCCACCAGAUCUCAGGCGGAUAUGCUCUCCGGGAAAUCGUCGGAACCCACGACGGUCCCGGAUUACUUCGCCCUCUCCAAGAAACAUGGUCAAUACGAGGAAUACGAACAGCAUCCAACAUCACCUUGGUCGCAGUCUCCUGCACCCUCUCCCGCCAUUCAAACGGAAACCGAGGAAAGCCCCUUCUUCAAUACUGGAAAUGUGGAUGAAGAAAGUUUCAAUCCCACGGCUAGCCAGCAAGACUAUGCACAAUACGGUCCGAUCGAAGCAAUCGGUGUGGACAAAGCAAGCACCGUCAUCCAUGUCCCCCUGAUUCAUCCCCUUCUCUCACAGCUGAUGCCAUUCACUUCCGCACGGGAUGAACAGGGCAAGGGAAAAGAACCUCCUAAAGAGAAGAAAUCGAAAGUCCCGAUGGAUCAACUGGUCUUUCGCAGAGCUCCAAUUGCCAUCUUAUCGGUGUUGUCCAACACAGUUCCAUAUUCGCAAGGCCUUGCAAAAUCCCUCCAGCUUCUUGGACCUCAUCUCGCGACGUCAUUCCACAAUGCACAACAAUUCACCAAUGCACGCCUUCAAGCAGUCCGCAGCUCUCACCGCCGAUAUGGCUCCGGUCACCGUCUUGGUUUGUCGGGCAUGUCUGCCGAGCCGGAAACGCUUGACGAUUUGCUCAACAUCGAUCUCGAUCCAGCGACGGUAUCGGGUGCUGGAAGCUUAACAAGUCCAUCGGAGUACUCAAGUCGCUCCCGACAUAGUCCUGGCGGCUCGAUCAGUGGAACACCAGGUUGGGACGCGUCCUUCGUUGGCAUGUCCUCUACCACUGGGCGUCAUUCAGUUCAUGGGACGCCAGCACCGAUGGGAGGUGCAGAAAUGGUGGAAAGCUAUUUUGACGCGAAGUCAAGACCUAUUCACGAACCAGAAAUUGGAUCGCAAGUCCCAUCAGCCAGCACUUCUGCGAAGCCAGAAGCCCGACGAGCUCAUGCACAGCGACUUCCAGUCCUGACGGCUCACGAUGAUAAUACCCCCAAGCCUCGCGAAUCCGAAGAGAAAGUCGGCAUGGAAAACGCCCCCGGCCCAGAGUCCGCAGGAAAGGUCCCCAAACAAACUCAUUUUGGAGACCGGCGACACACGUACUUGCACUCUUACGGGGCGGAUUUUGGUUCGACUUUCCAGUCCGUUCCCUCUGCCACAACGGUCACCACUCGCACUCCUGGUCUGGUCAGGACAAGCUCGGUAACCGAAAGCAUCCCGAUGCCGCCGCCUUCCGAGAAACUUCUGCGAAUCAUCGUUGACUCCCUUCCCGUGCAGAUCUUCAUCGCUGCCCCUCUCACCGGUGCAUUGACAUGGGCCAAUUCCAAAUUUCAUGUGUAUCGCGGACAGGAUUCACGUCAAAUCCUCGACGAGCCGUGGCAGGCCGUCCAUCCCGAAGAUCGCGACGACUACAUGAAACAGUGGCACCAUUCUCUCGCGACCGGGCAACCGUUCUCUCACAAGGUCCGCUUGCAACGGUUCGAUGGUCAAUAUCGAUGGUUUUUUGUGCGCGCCACACCCCUUAAAGACCGGCGACAAAGCAUCGUUCACUGGGCCGCGACAUAUAUGGACAUCCAUGAACAACACGUGGCGGAAGUAAAUGCCUCCCGACAACAGGAGACGGAGGCGUCCGAGGCAAAAUAUCGAGCGUUGGCGAACUCCAGCCCUCAAAUCGUCUUUGUGGUCACCCGAUCCAAGGGGUUGACUUUCUGCAACUCCCAGUGGCUCCACUAUUCCGGCCAGAUUGAGUCACAGGCUCUUGGACUAGGUUUCACCGACUAUGUGCACCAUGAGGACAUUGCGAAAUGCAAGCUGCCAACGUUCGAGGACGAUGAAAGUUCCGCGCCGACGAAUGUGCCCACGUCCGUGCCACCGGAACCUCGACGACCAGUGUCCGAUUUGACCCAGACACCAUCCGAUGAUUCGAUCGAGACCACCAAAACCGUCACCAGUCCUGGUUCCACAUCUCCCAUCCCUGCGAGGCUGCCUCAGGCGCAGCUGUCGAAACUGGCGGGCAUGGGUAUUCUGAAGGUGUCUCGUGAUACCGACGGCCGGCCCUCGUACUCCACCGAAGUUCGGCUCAAAUCUAAACACGGAACCUAUCGAUGGCAUCUGGUGCGGGUUCAGCUUGCAGAAAAAGUGAUCCAGGAAGAUGAGGACGAGUUGUGGUACGGCACUUGCACGGACAUCAAUGACCACAAGCUCCUGGAGCAGACCCUGAAGGAGACCAUGGAUGCCAAGUCGCGAUUUCUCAGCAACAUGUCUCACGAGAUUCGUACCCCUCUGAACGGUAUCAUCGGCAUGGUCAAUCUGUUGAUGGCGAGCGCCCUGAACACCGAGCAAAUGGAGAAUGUGGAAAUCCUCCGGCGGAGCACGGAAAGCCUACGAAAUCUGAUCAAUGACAUCCUGGAUCUCUCGAAGGUGGAAGCGGGAAUGAUCACACUCUCGAUGGAUUGGCUUCACGUUCGUGGCUUGAUCGAGGAGGUCAAUGAUUUGACCGCAGCGCUCGCCAUCAACAAAGGACUGGAACUGAACUACUUGGUGGAAGAAAAUGUCCCAAGGAUGCUCAAAGGCGAUCAGUUCCGAAUCAGACAAGUUCUCCUCAAUGUCAUCGGCAAUGCGAUCAAAUUCACCAACCAAGGCGAAAUUUUCGUCCAUUGUCGGCUCUGCGAAACACCAAAAGGCAAGGACCCCUUCCAAACACUGGUUCAAUUCGACGUAAUCGAUACCGGGUCCGGUUUUACGGAGGCAGAAGCAGAAUACCUCUUCAAACGAUUCAGCCAGCUCGAAAAGGGGAGUACCCGACAGCAUGGCGGAACGGGACUAGGACUAGCCAUUUCCAUGCAGCUUGUGGAACUUCACGGAGGUCAACUGACGGCGAAGAGUGUUCCAGGAAAAGGGUCGACAUUCACCUUUACACUGAACUUUCGCCUUCCGUCGGAUGACGACCAUCCUCCAACUCGCGUCGCCACAUCGGACUCUCACCCACCGAAUACAACUCGAAGAGAAACCCAUGAUGGGAAAGUGGAGCCGAUAUCCACCGUGAAAGGCUAUUCGGCAUCUCCGGUUCCUUACACGCCGUCUCCCGGAAGUUCCAUGCAAUCGUCCGGAGCAUCCUCGAUCUCCAUGUCUCGCACGGCGAGGAGCAGCAUUCAAUCCGAACGCUCGUCUGCAUCGUCAUACUUGCCGGAAUCAAGCAGAGUGCCCAUUGACCUGGAGUUGCCUGCUGAAAGUCGCGAGAAGCCUGGAGAUCGGUCGGAGGCAAGUGGGGAGACCGUCGGACCCACAGGCGGCCAAAGUCCAGCAGCCAGCAUCAGUACCGUGCCGCUCACGCUGUACUCGAUAUUGGUUGUCUGUCCACUCCUUCAUGCGAGGACUGCCAUUGUGAAGCACAUCGAAUCUUGCCUCCCGAAAACAUCCGCCCAGCAUAUCUCUGCGAAAGAGGACAUGGCAGAUUGCAAGGAUUUAUUAAGCGGCGAAGAUCCGGUUCGAUUCACUCAUGUGGUUUUAAACCUCAAGGAGGUGGACGAGAUCGUUGCCUUUAUGGAUGUGAUCACCAACACCGAUGCUCAUGCGGCGACCUCCCUGGUGGUCAUUUCCGACCUCCAUCAAAAGAAGGAUAUCACGGAAGCGAGACCGAAGUUGGACUACGAGAGAAUUCAGGCGGACCGAAAACUAUACUUUUUGUUCAAGCCGGUCAAGCCAUCCAAAGUCGCGGAGAUUUUUGAUCCUUGGAAGGAACAUGAGAUGAGCAAAGAUCGCAACAUGGACAGCGCUCAGGCGACGGCGAUGACUCAGAAGCAGCUGUUCGAAGAUCUCUCGACGAGAUUUGGGAAGAAAGGGUAUAAAGUCAUGUUGGUCGAGGAUAACCCGACGAAUCAGCAGGUUUUGGUGAAAUUCAUGAAGAAGGCAAACAUAGAUCUUGAACUCGUCCAAGAUGGCGUCCAGUGCGUCGAUGCUGUCUUCGUCCAUAAUCAUGAUUACUACUCCAUCAUUCUUUGCGAUCUCCAUAUGCCCAACAAGGAUGGGUUCGAAACCUGCAAAGAAAUCCGUGCGUGGGAACGCAAGAAUCAAUAUCCCCAUAUGCCGAUCAUCGCCCUGUCCGCCAAUGUCAUGGGCGAUGUGUACAACCAAUGCGUCGAAGCUCAAUUCAACUCGUACGUCACCAAGCCGGUUGAUUUCAAGGAAAUGUCCGAUGUCCUCGGGGCGUUCCUUGACCCACCGGAUCCCACCAAACCCUUGCCGUUCAUGCGACCAAAGCAGUCUACGCAGCUCCGCAGAUAG